This is a messenger RNA of Solanum dulcamara, 1789 nucleotides long. RefSeq names its product alpha-farnesene synthase-like. The record is from RefSeq and is a predicted model, not a curated record. The coding region runs from base 1 to 1644 and encodes 547 amino acids. Gene Ontology annotation, molecular function: terpene synthase activity; magnesium ion binding. Gene Ontology annotation, biological process: diterpenoid biosynthetic process. NCBI's taxonomy places the organism in Eukaryota, Viridiplantae, Streptophyta, Magnoliopsida, Solanales, Solanaceae. The transcript is spliced from 7 exons.
AUGGCUUGCAGAAAUGUUGUGUCUAUUGUUUCAAGCAUGCAGACACAGAAACAUCAUGCUAUACAAAAACAAAGUCAUACUGAAAGGAUUAAUUUUACUUAUAAACCAAAUAUUUGGAAAUAUGAUCAUCUACUUUCUCUUACAAGUCAAUAUUCAGAAGAGAAGUACAAAGUUGAAGUAGAGAAGCUAAAAGAGGAAGUUGGUUGCACGUUUACAGUCACUGCGAGUCCAGUGGCUCAGCUUGUGCUUAUAGACAGGAUCGACAAACUUGGCUUAAGUGAUUACUACGAGGUUGAAACAAAGGAAGCUUUGGAAAAUACAAUUAUGUACUUGAAAAGUACUAAUUCCAGCUCAAAGGAUCUCUAUGCUACUGCAUUGUUCUUUAGGCUUCUUAGGGAACAUGGCUAUCAUGCUUCACAAGAUAUGUUAAAGGACUUUUUCGAUGGGGAAGGAAAACUACCUUCAGAUAAAAAAACAUUAUUGGAGCUUGUGGAAGGGUCACAUCUUAGCAUGGAUGGUGAAAACUUACUAAAUGACAUAAGAUUGUUGUCUACCAAAAACCUCAAGAACUUAUUAUCAGAUGUUGACAAAUUUACUACUAUUCCCCUGGCAUGGAGAGUGAGAUGGUACGAUGUUAGAAGACACAUUACUGCUCAAAAUUGCAACAACACAAAUCCAAUGUUGCUCAAAUUAGCAAAACUUAACUUCAAUAUAAUUCAAGCCACACACCAAAAAGAUCUCAAAGAUGUAAUAAGAUGGUGGAGGAAUCUUUACAUAGCUGAAAGUUUGGACUUUACAAGGGACCGAAUAGUAGAAAGCUUUUUUUUCGCUGUAGGAAUUGCGUCAGAACCUCAACAUGGAAGCAUGAGAAAAUGGCUAACCAAAGUGAUUCAAUUGAUACUAAUAAUAGAUGAUGUUUAUGAUAUUUAUGGUUCUUUAGACGACGUGCAACAAUUCACCCUAUGGGACCCAAAUGAAGUAGAGUGGCUACCAGAGUGCAUGCAGAUCUGUUUCAGGGCGUUGGAUGCUACCAUGGAAGAGAUAUGUGUUGAAAUUCAAGAACAAAAGGGUGACCUUUCAACAUUACCUUAUCUGAAACAAGGGUGGGUCAACUUUUGUAAAGCCUUGCUGGUGGAAUCAACGUGGCAUUACGAAGGUCAUAUACCAACACUUGAAGAUUAUCUUGAUAAUGGGUGGAUCUCAUCAUCCGGUUCAUUAUUUUCGUUUCAUGUGAUUCAUGGGAUGACAAAUAAUAUAACAAUUGAAAAUCUUGAUUUAUGCAAAAAUUGCCAUGAAAUUAUUUACCACACUUCGAUCAUAAUUCGACUUUGCAAUGAUCAAGGUACCUCAACGGCGGAACUAGAGAGAGGUGACGUUGCUUCAUCAAUUUUAUGUUACAUGCAACAAGAAAAUAUCUCAGAAGAUGUAGCUCGUGAGUAUAUCGAAAACAUAAUUUUGGAUUCAUGGAAGAAGAUUAAUUACCAUUUUAAUAUCCUUUCUACAUCACAUCAAAAAAUUGUUAAGCAUGUAAUAAAUGGAGCACGAAUGGCGCAUGUCAUGUACCCUUCUGGAGAUGGAUUUGGGGUUCAAGAUGGCGAAACUCGAGAUCAGAUACUUCUCAACUUGGUUGAACCUAUUACAUAAUCUCCUUGUCUGGACUUCUACAAUAUGUUAUGUGUAUCAACAAGAAGAUAAAGAAGUUUCGUAUACUAAGAUCUCUCGUUAUAUGCAUCGUACGUAAUUAUAUAAAAAAAUUAUUUAUAUUAUGAAUUUAAAGAGUACACAUAUA